CAGGUGUUUGUGGCGAACAGGGUUUGUACUGUAAAGCCACAUCAUGAAGGUGUAUCUGCUUUUCAUGCUUGCUGCAAGAUUUCUGAGCAUAUCAGCAAAUGAAUGUAGCAACUAUAAAACUUUGAGCAGCCGUGACCGAUCCAUGAUCAUUCCUAGAGGUAACGUGUUGAAAUGUGACCAGAAGGAACUCCUCGGCAAAGCCUGGUACCGCUUUCAAGGGGAAGCGGGUUCAGCAAUGCCAACUUCCUGUGUCCCUAAGCAGCGAUGUGGAACACAUGCCCCUGGAUGGUUGGCACAAGCUCAUCCUACCCAAGCUCAAGGAAUUGUUACUCGUAAAGUAUGCUAUCAUUGGGAUAGCAACUGUUGUAAAUGGAGCAAUAACAUUCGAGUGCGCAACUGCGGUGGCUUCUACGUUUACGAACUGUAUAAAACUCCUGUGUGUCACCUACGCUAUUGUGGAAAUGGCGUUAAAGCACCUGCUGCUCCAAAUGAAUGCAAAAGUUACACUACAUUGACCGAUGCCGAUCGGUCCAAAAACAGUCCGUUGAAGAACCUUAAAUGUGACCAAAAUGGUUUCGUCAAAAAGUGGUAUCGUUUUAUGGGUGCUGCAGGCUCAGCCAUGCCAACAAGCUGUGUCCCUAAGAACCACUGUGGAACACAUGCCCCUGGAUGGUUGGAACAAGCUCAUCCUACCCAAGCUCAAGGAAUUGUGACUCGUAAAGUAUGCUACCACUGGAAUAAUAAAUGCUGUCACUGGCAUAACAAUAUCCGUGUGCGCAACUGCGGUGGAUUCUACGUUUACGAACUGACUGGAACACCACACUGUCAUCUUCGCUACUGUGGAAACGGUUCUGGUGGCGGACCAGUUAAUCAUUGUGCUUUGAGUCCCUGCAAAAAUGGAGGCAAGUGUCUGAAUAAUAUUGGCGGUUACGUCUGUCAAUGUCCAGGCGGAUUUACAGGAAAGAACUGCGAACAAGAUAAAAACGAAUGUUUGAAUAAACCAUGUCAGAAUGGAGGCAAAUGUGUCAAUAACAAAGGCAGUUAUAGUUGCCAAUGUCCAGGCGGGUUUACAGGGAAACACUGCGAACAAGAUAAAAACGAAUGUUUAAAUAAACCAUGUCAAAAUGGAGGCAAAUGUGUCAAUAACAAAGGCAGUUAUAGUUGCCAAUGUCCAGGCGGAUUUACAGGGAAACACUGCGAACAAGAUAAAAACGAAUGUCUGAAUAAACCAUGUCAAAAUGGAGCCAAGUGUAUCAAUAACAAAGGCAGUUAUAGUUGCCAAUGUCCAGGCGGAUUUACAGGAAAGCACUGCGAACAAGAUAUCAACGAAUGUUUAAAAACUCCUUGYAAAAAUGGUGCCAAGUGCGUAAACAAUAAUGGAGGAUACACUUGUACAUGCGCASUAGGAUUUGUAGGAAAACAUUGCGAAAAAGAUAUCAACGAAUGUUUGAAAAACCCUUGUAAAAAUGGUGGCAAGUGUGUGAACAAUCAUGGAGGCUACAGUUGCACAUGUCUACCAGGAUUUGAAGGAAAAGAUUGCGGAAAAGAUAUCGAUGAAUGCUUGAAAAGUCCUUGUAAAAAUGGUGGCAAGUGUGUAAACAAUAAUGGUGGAUACAGUUGCACAUGUCCAUCUGGAUUUGAAGGAAAAGACUGUGAAAAAGAUGUCGACGAAUGCUUGAAAAGUCCUUGUAAAAAUGGUGGCAAGUGUGUGAACAAUGAUGGUGGAUACAGUUGUACAUGCUCAUCUGGAUUUGAAGGGAAAGAUUGUGACAAAGAUAUCGACGAAUGCUUGAAAAGUCCUUGUAAAAAUGGUGGCAAGUGUGUAAACAAUAAUGGUGGAUACAGUUGUACAUGUUCAUCGGGAUUUGAAGGGAAAGAUUGUGACAAAGAUAUCGACGAAUGCUUGAAAAGUCCUUGUAAAAAUGGUGGCAAGUGUGUAAACAAUAAUGGUGGAUACAGUUGUACAUGUUCAUCGGGAUUUGAAGGGAAAGAUUGUGACAAAGAUAUAGACGAAUGCUUGAAAAGUCCUUGUAAAAAUGGUGGCAAAUGUGUGAACAAUAAUGGAGAAUACAGUUGCAAAUGCGCAUCUGGAUUUGAAGGAAAAGAUUGUGAAAAAGAUGUUAAUGAGUGCAUAGCGAAUCCAUGUCAAAAUGGCGGCAAGUGUAUCAACACUCCGGGAAGCUACAGGUGUCAGUGUUUGGAUGAAUACACUGGAAAGCAUUGUGAAUCUGAGCCCUCAUCACCUGAGGAAGUAAAAUACAAGGAUGUUGGUUGUUUCAAAGACAACGCAAAUGAUAGAGCACUUUCAAAACUUAUCAAAAACUUAAGAGGAGAUAUCAACUGGCAUGAUUUGAAGUCUUCUGUGAUUGACAAGUGUGCUAAGGUGGCCAAGGAAGAAGGAUAUACCUAUUUUGGAAUUCAAUUCUACGGUGAAUGCUGGAGUGGUCCUAACGCUGAAGAUAAUUUCGACAAACAUGGUUCUUCGCCGAAUUGCUGGAGUGGCGUUGGAGGUCCGGGAGUUAACAUGGUUCAUCGUAUUGUCAAUGAAUAAAUGAUCAUGAUGUAUCUUUCAGGCUGAAUAAAGUGAAUAUAACAAUAAAAGGCACAAUAGAAAACAUG
Molecule: messenger RNA, 2619 nt
Organism: Exaiptasia diaphana
Lineage: Eukaryota; Metazoa; Cnidaria; Anthozoa; Actiniaria; Aiptasiidae
Product: neurogenic locus notch homolog protein 1
Molecular function (GO): calcium ion binding
Source: RefSeq, a predicted model, not a curated record